AGAGACCGGUUUAAUUAAAUAUUCAACAGUAGUUGACGACGCCUCCUAAUGGGAACUUGCGAGAGCCUCGAAACUUUAACUACAGUAGCUACCGGCAGAUCUGGAAUAUAUAAAAUUUAGCAGGUGAGGUUGGUUGAAAUCGAUAAGAUUAUUUAUUGUUUAUUAUAAUUAGCGAUGGAUAAUUCGGAGCGCGAUGGAGAGGCUGCAGCUCCAAGUAGUUCAUCGGCUUCACCUCCUUCCUCUUUUAAGUUGUUUAACCGAAAAGGUUCUGUUCACCAAUUCAUGGGAGGCGGCAAAAUUGCAGAUAUACUCUUGUGGAAGCGGCGGCGUGUUUCUUUUGGUGUUAUUGUUGUUGCGACUGUUGCGUGGCUGAUAUUUGAGCGAUCUGGAUUACCGUCAUUGUCUAUUUGUUCAGAUGUUUUGCUGUUGUUGAUUGUAGUGCUGUUUGUUCGUGCCAACUUUGCUGCUUAUAGAGGCAGACAGCUACAGACAUUACCAGAGUUAGUAUUGUCAGAGGAAAUGGUUAAUAAUGCUGCAGCAUCAUUUCGUGUUAAAAUAAAUAAUAUGCUCUACCUGGCUCAUGAUAUCACAGUUGGCAAGGAUUUUAGACUGUUUUUCCAGGUGGUGAUCUGUCUUUGGCUCCUAAGUGCCAUUGGUAGCUACUUCUCUUUCUUCAGUCUAGCCUAUAUAGGAACUAUCUUAUCCAUUACUGUUCCAGCAAUAUACAGCAGAUAUGAAGAACAUGUGGAUAGAUGCUAUGGGUUGAUCCAUAACAAGUUAAGUCAGCAGUAUAAGAUAGUGGAUGAUAAUGUUAUUAGCAGAAUUCCACGGACUUUAGCCAAGGAAAAAGAUACAUAAUGUCUGAUAUUUUUUAUCAAAAGCAAGAAUUAAAACUUAGAUUGAUCAAGAGUGAGUCCAUUUUCAUAAUAGUAGAGCAUUAAUGGAGUGUCGGGAACUAACAUGAAGUUGUUGGAAAUGUUUCUUCACCUUUCAUUAAUGGUAGAUUGGUAUGAAAUUUCAGUGUCUCGUUUAAGUCAUUUGUUGUAAUGUUUCAUCUUCACUGGGCUAGAACUUUGAAAUUUUCCUAGUUUCUUUAUGGAAACUUGAAUGCGUGAAUAAUGUCCGGGUUUUGGGUACAAUUUCAGCGAGGAAGGUGUAAUAAAAAAAGUUGCUUUGGCAACUUGAUGUUGUGUUGCUGGUAACAGGAAUCGUAUUUCUUCCUCUACAGAGCAGGGCUGUCGUUUGAUGUGAUGAUAUUCAGAAAGAUCAUGUAGGACGAUGUUAUCAACUGGGAUUUCUACACGUGUCCAUCAUUAGUAUUUUGUAGUCAUUACAUUUUGG
Pistacia vera is the source of this 1341-nucleotide messenger RNA. RefSeq names its product reticulon-like protein B16. Lineage: Eukaryota; Viridiplantae; Streptophyta; Magnoliopsida; Sapindales; Anacardiaceae. The record is from RefSeq and is a predicted model, not a curated record. The transcript is spliced from 5 exons. Bases 175 to 858 code for a protein of 227 amino acids.